This is a messenger RNA of Nymphaea colorata (pocket water lily), 1147 nucleotides long. Its product is annotated as transcription factor bHLH126-like. NCBI's taxonomy places the organism in Eukaryota, Viridiplantae, Streptophyta, Magnoliopsida, Nymphaeales, Nymphaeaceae. Gene Ontology annotation, biological process: endosperm development; regulation of DNA-templated transcription. The transcript is spliced from 2 exons. Gene Ontology annotation, molecular function: DNA-binding transcription factor activity; protein dimerization activity. The record is from RefSeq and is a predicted model, not a curated record. The coding region runs from base 152 to 826 and encodes 224 amino acids.
UGGAAUGCCAGCUCCGAGUUUGAGAAAGGAAGGCAAGGUAAGGCACGUUUCCUAAAUGCUGUUCACAUUAUAUAUAUAUAUAUAUAUAUAUAAAGAGCGAAAGAGAUGAGAGCGAAAUAGAUUAGGCAGACAAGGAGAAAAGAAGGAGAAGAUGAUGGAGUGGAGCGAUGGGGAGGGAGGCGGCGGCGGCGGCGAUGAGAGGGGAGGAGGAGGAGGAGGAGGGGACGCGAGGGAGCGGCACAAGCUGGCGGAGAGGGAGAGGAGGAAGUCGAUGAGGGAGCUGUUUCUGUGCCUGCACUCCCACCUGCCUCACUCGCAGACGGUGAGGAAGGAGCAGUCGGCGAUCCUGGACGAGAUCAUCAAGUAUAUCCCUCUCGCCGCCGCCCGCCUCCGCACUCUCCAGUCCAGGCGCGACCAGCUCGCCCGCUCCUCCUCCUCCCCCCGCGGCCUCACUCACGUCACCGACCGCAACAGCGCUUCCUCUCUCGACUUCGACAUCCGCGUCAUGCCGGAUUCCGCCUCCUCCGUCGCCGUCCGGGUGCGGGGCAACCGCGUCAACGUCUCCCUCACAGACACCAAGGGCGCUGCCCCGACCAUGCUCCUCUCAACCCUUCUCGACGAGCUGGAAUCUCACCAACUGCAGCUCGUCCGCUCCACCCACUGCAGAGACGGCUCCAGGCUCCUUCACCACUCCGAGUGCAAGGUAGUGGAUGGGCUGGAGAUAUCACCAGCACUGCUGAAAUCCAGGCUUCAAGAUUUGGCAUGUAAGCUACACAGGCUGAAGAGACCCGCCGUCCUCAAGAGGAGCUUCGACCAACUCGACUGAGCACCGGCGGAAAGGUGUCCAAUGUAGUAGGUUCGCCGGUCCGCAGUGCAUUAACAGUCAUUCUGAGGUUCCAUUCCUAUGGGCGUUACUUCAUUGGAGGCUGUGGAGGAGAAGGGCUGAGGGUAGCCUAAGGUUUUUGGGCAGAGUUUUGGCUGCCCCUAGCUCUUUCCCUCUCCACUUUCUCUCUCUAGAUCUAUGUUCUCUCCCUCUCUGUCAUGUGCUGUCUCUGAGGCUGUAGCAUUUAGUUGGUGUAAGACUAUUUCUUCCAUUGUAAGUGUACACACUUAAGAGAUCAUUUGCGGUGGUGUGUAGGAUGCUCAA